AUGGACAUGUAUAUAUUCUUUGAUGUGGAAGCUACGUCAGGCAACCCGAAGGAUGGAGAUAUCGUAGAAAUUGCUAUGAAAACUGAUCCAAAGACCUGCAAGCAGGAGCGAUCAUUUCAAUGUUUGGUGAAAACCAAGCAUAGGCUAUCAAAAUUUAGUAAGUGGCCAAACAGCAUUUAACUUUAACCACAUAGUUAAGUCGGUUGUAUAAAAAAGUAGUUAACUGUAGUUAAAGUUAACUAUCCAUUGGGUGAAUAGGUAACUUCCAAAAACAUAGUUAAAAAUGGCGCAUGGAUUAUUUGCCGUGUACCAUUCUCUCUCUUUCUCUCUCACAUUUUUUUGGGGGACACCCUGUAGACCCUGUUCAAAUAAGUAUAAAAACAAACUCGAAACAGACAUCGUGUGAACGGUGUCCUCAGUGAAACUUGUUUUCUUUUUAGCUGUGAAAUCUGGCAUAACAAAGAAAAGGCUUAUUGAUCCUAACAUAAAUGAAUUCAAAGUUGUUUACAAAAAUAUGAUGAAAUGGCUUAAAAAUCGUGUACAAAAGGCGCGUGAAUGGUAUAAAAAAGUGAUAUAUCCAAGGACGUUCGCCCAGGUAUGGCUGUUGCGGAAACAUUAAGGGUUAAGGCAAACAUUAAAGAUAACUGCCUAAAAAGCCAGUUCAAUUGUGCAUGUUAUGUGUGGUUGCAAAAACCUAUCAUGUGUGAUUUUUUUUUUUUUAGUAUUGUGUGCGCAUGGAGGUUUCAAGUUCGAUUUUGAAAUUUUCAUACGCAAUGUGGAGCGGUAUGUUGGCCGGUAUGUUGGCCAUUUUUACAAAAUGAAGUAUCUGCAUCUGGCCUUUGCAGAUACAUUUCUGUUGUGCCAAGAAGUGAGUUAUACAUGUCCAAUUAACAUAAUUAAAAUCUAUUUAUAUUUAUUUGAUGUAUUUUUUCAUAUUUUUUUUCAGCUACAACAAGAAGAUUUGCCCGAGCUCCAGGACACAGCGAGGUUGGGCAUGGAUGGGCUCUAUAGCCUUUUUUAUCCUGGAGAAAAAUUUGCUGUGAAGCAAAGUCGGCGAUAUAGUAAUUGUUAGUUUAGUGAAAAAACUGUUUUACUCACAUUAUUAAAUAAAUUUUAUGUUUUUUAGAUCGUCACAGAGCUAUGGGAGAUGUAAAUGCCAUGUUAAAAAUUUUUGGUGAUAAACUGUGGGAACAUUUACCACAAUUGCGGAUCCUAACUUACAAAUCAUUGUAAGUAUUUGUAUGUUGUUGUUAUUUGUAAGUAAUUGUUUUGGUUCCCGCAGAAAUAGUAAAAUAUAUCUGGCAAAUGCUAUGCGCAUGGUUUCAUUAGUUAAUGCAUGUUCUGAGAUUUUAGAAAACCCGUACAUGUUUACAAAAAAACAUAUUAAUUAUGGCUGUUUUGUGAAUAGCUGCAAGGGACGUCAGAGCCUACACAGUUGGAAAGAGAGUCGACGUCAAUGUGUCUCCGUCCCGAGUUCCCCUGUAGCAAGUAAAGUGCUUGUUUAUUACUGAAAGUGCCUCUAAUAAACCAUCAAGGCGUUCUUCGGUUUCACAAUAUUUUCUCUCGUUUGCAAAAUAUUGAUUGAGUCUUGAAUAUCGAUUGAGUCUGCACGUUUAGUGAAGAAACAAACAGAUAUUGGACUAGCUACAAUAUAUUUUAAAAACAGAAAUAUCUUGAGCACGAGGAAAGAUAUUGAGAAACUGAAAAGGCCGUUAUGAUUAUGUAGUUGAAAUGAUCUUUUGUUGCGAUACAAAUUAGACCGCCAGGUUUUUUUCCAUUUUAUCGGCACCUUUAGGCUCUAGCUGUGUAAACGGAGAGAUGAGAACGAAGGUUGUUGUUUCCUUUUCUUUUUAACUCUUUCCCGACAGGUCCCUAUUAAGUAAAUCACUCAUGAUUUACGACUUUGCAGGGUCAUAUCGUCAGUUGGGUGCAUGCUAUGUAGAUGAAAAUACCACCAUUCGAUUCAGUGAAACAAUAUCUCCUAUACCUGUCGAUAGUUUUAGUCAAAUAUAAUUUUAGUGAAAUUGUAUAACAAUUUAUGACCUUUCGACAGGUCAAGCGGUGUCAUAUUUCAUUAUAUUAAUCAAUUGUCUCGAACAAUGUAAACUAUCAAUACCUUUUGCCGAACAUAACUUCGGCCCCUUUUGAGAUAUCGUUUUCGCUAUAGUCUUAUUCGAAACAGAAUCAAAAACACUAUUGAAAGUGUUAUUUUCAAGCUUGUAGCCUUAGUUUUUCGUCUUUUAUUUCGGUAUUUCAAUCUGUUGCGAAACUAAUGAAAUCAGCGGGAUAUUUUAACCGGAAAUACAUUUUAGAUCUGCCAAAACAUCGCGUGUUUACAUCCUAGCGUUCGGAAAACAUCGGAAAUCGAUUCUAAAGGUCAAAUUACAUCUGAAGCGUGCUUUUCACGUGCACUGGGCUACGGGAGACCCCUUAUUGGCCAAUUUUACAUGCAGCACGCGCGUGCGAGUAAAAACCCGAUGAAACCCGAUAUUUUGAAAAAAACAAAAUAAACAUUUCUACUCGCCGUAUUCAAACGAAACUUUCUACAUAAAAGCGCUUGAAUACAAGGAAUAUUUCACUAACAUUAACUUGCGGCGAAUACUGAAGAGUUUAGAAAAUAUUCAACAUUUUCUCCAUAUGAAAAUACAGAAUGUUUGGCCAAGUGGUGAGUAAAUAUAUGAUUGUUUCGGUUUGUGUAUUUGUUUUGACGGCAUUAGACCCCCCGAUGAAAAGCUUAUUUUGUUAAGAUUCCAAUGGUGUUCUUUGUUUUUAAGGGGGGUGAAUACGCACUGAAAUAUUUACGUUAUAAAACGGUUGAAUCAAAAUAUUGCUUGCCGUGAAAAAUGUCACAUGUCGAGAAAGAGUUAAACGUUACUACAUAUAAAUUCUGUCAUGAUUCACUUCAGAAGUCUGAGCAUCGAAAGAUAUGACUCAUUUGAUCUGGGCUUUAAUGUCUGUUUUUGUGUUCUCUUUGACAGAUAUUGAAACAAUCUUACAGCGGUUCACAGUGGACGAUUUCUGUUGAGACGGGAGUAGGUUAGCGUUGCACAUGAUUUCCAUAUUUAGCCCACAAACACAGAGUUGCAAAAAAAGAUUGCCUCGGGAAGCUCUUGAAAGGUGAACUAACCAGUGGCUGCUCUGUCGCUAUGUCGCGCGUUGCGAUGAAACGUAAAUAAAUUCUCCUUUCGUAUAUUUUGUUUAAUGGCCAUUCACUUAGCAGUACUAAGCUGGGCGUUAACAUUGUUGAUUUGUUUUAAAAACAGAAAUAACACUUUGACUGCAUUUUCCCUUCACAGAUGAAUGAUUCCAUGGCCUCUCUUAAAAUGUGAGUUUGAAAAUUAAAUGGAAAAAAGGUCCCAACAGGCACUUCGUGAUCCAGGGUGAUUUUGAUCACUCAGUGAAUUUUUAUUUUUAGUGAUGAGCAUAAAGAUGGUGUUGUGGGUGGAGAUGAGUUUGGAG
This is a messenger RNA of Paramuricea clavata, 3459 nucleotides long. The record is from the annotation of a GenBank genome assembly. Lineage: Eukaryota; Metazoa; Cnidaria; Anthozoa; Malacalcyonacea; Plexauridae.